AUGAAUCGGCUAGCAGAAGAUGUAACGGAUUCGCGAUCGAAUGUGGUUGGAAGAAAACGCGCUUUGCACACAUCCUCAGAGCAAGGUAGAGAAGUUAUCUCAAUUGAUUCUUCUUCUGAUGAGUCUCUGAAGCAACCUCGAAAGAGGGCAAAGCAAGAUACAGAGACAGCUGCCACCUAUUAUGCCCAAGCUGAGGUCGAUCUCACAUCUUCGCCAUUGCAAGACGAACCGGCAAGAGCUGUCAAGUCUGGGGCAAAUAUUGGACAGCCGGUAGCCUGGAAUCAAGGUGUACAGAACGGGCUACGAACAUCUUUCCAGCGCAAGCAACCGUCUUCAUCCCAGAAUUCUUCCUUUAAACAACCAGAGCAAGGCGCAAAUAAUAACGGGCAAGGUUUCCUCGGUCCACAGAGCGCUAAGGUUGAUCUUAAUACUGUUGAAAAAUUUGGAGGAGCAUCCAACCACAAGUCGAUCUCAUCCAAAAAUCAAUUCAAGAAGCUAAAGGGUGAUAAGCAGCUGGCCGUGAUGACAGCAUAUACCCAUGAUGUUUCUACCCUAAUAGAUCUUCAUGGUUGGCCACUACCACAAGAACUUCAACAGAGCUGCAUGAAGUAUAUUGAAGAGGGAUUGACAUUUUACCCUACUCCAAACCCAAAGGAUCAGCCUAUGGGGAAGUAUUCGUGGCGCGGCAGUGACGUCCAUUUGCGAGAAAUGCAUGAUAUGGAAGGCAGACCCAUUAUGAUUGAACACAUCACUUAUCCUGAUGUUGUUCGUGCACUUGUGGCAGACAACAAAGACUUGCAACAUAUUCUGACAGAAAAGCGUGCCAAGGCUGCUUUCAAAGCUUAUUUGACUCAUUUCUAUAACCACGUUCCAAAGAGAGAGAUUUUUGCAUCUUCCCUUAUGGAGAAAACUCUCUCCCUUGAAGAAAUUCUAAAAAACUCUGAACCAAACGCUGCUCCAGCCAGAGCUUCUGGCAAAUCUGCACCGCCAACUUUAGCCCGCGCAGUUGAUCAUUAUGAUUCGAAUGUUCUCCCGUCAAUUGGCAAUAAUCGUCUAGUCGAAUACGAGGCUCCCAUCGAACAUAACAAUGCUUCUGCUUCCAAUUCUACAACAGAAUUCAUUGGCCAAAAGAGCACAAAGCUUGUUCCGACUCUGGUUACAAACGUUAUCGACCCGACCAGAGAUCACAGGAUCCUCACUGGAGCCGAUAAAGUUGGAAGCGAAAUGGAUAUCCCUUCAAAUGGCGGUUCUGGCGGUAAGGUUGAUUAUGACCAGGAUUUUGAGGCCUCGCGCGAAACGGGCUCAAGUCCGGAACUAACUCCAGGAGAUCGUGCUGCAAUUCUGAAGUACUUCCCAGCCACUGAUGGCAUCGUCCUCAGAAGAUGCUUGGUUUGCGGCUCCAGUGGACACGAACGAGCUGAAUGUCCUCAUAAUGCGUGUUCUUCUUGUGGCAGCAAGGGUGAUCACCUGACUCCAGCAUGCCCUCAAACUAUUGUCUGUGGUAAGUGUCGAGGAGUGGGUCAUCAGAUCUCGCAUUGCCCUGAAAAGCUGCGUGCUGCCAAGGAGGAUAUCAAAUGUAUCACAUGUCAAUCUCCAAGCCAUCAUGAAAAUCAAUGCCAUUUCAUCUGGAGAAGUUUCCUUCCUGGCCCCGAUGAGAUUAAGAGGGUUCGAGAUAUUUCGGUAUAUUGCUACUUUUGUGGUCGUUCGGGUCACUUCGGCCCUGAGUGUGGAAUCCAUCAUGGUACACCUGCCUCUGGUGGACUUUCUUGGUCAAAAUACAAUUUGGAGAAAUAUCUUGAUGGUCCUACUAGUUAUGAUGCUAUGUCUGCAGGAGGUAAGGCUUAUUCAAUUCCGAGUCGUGCAAAGAAAGGUUUUAGCAUCAAAGGAAAAGCCAAUGAUCCUAUCGAGUUGGAUGACAGCGAUGAUGAUAAUGAUGAUGAUGAUGAUUUCAUACAUCCAAAAGUCAACAUGGGUCCCAGAAAUGGACAAAUUUCAUUCUCCCAAGCUGGUGGAAUGCAAUCCUUCAAUCAGACACCUUUCCAGUUUCAAGCCAACGUUGGAGGGGACCCAAAUAGUAGAGCACCCUCUCGAAACCAAGGCGGUCGUGGCGGUCGUGGAGGAGGGGGAGGAGGUGGUGGUGGUCGUGGUGGUCGUGGUGGUGGUAGUGGCGGAGAGAAAAAGAAGCCAAAGCAUAAAUCUGGAAACUCACCUCCUAGAGGCGGAGGUUCGGGUCGUGGAAGAGGCGGCCGUGGCGGACCCAACAAGGGACCUGCUCGAGGAGCUCCACGUGGUCGCCACUGA
Messenger RNA from Sclerotinia borealis F-4128, 2301 nucleotides. Lineage: Eukaryota; Fungi; Ascomycota; Leotiomycetes; Helotiales; Sclerotiniaceae. The record is from the annotation of a GenBank genome assembly.